ACUGUUUUGACACGAUGAGGGAUGAAACUUGAAAGACUUCCGCAUGAAUCUAGCUUGUCUCCCGAAUGCCAUUUGAUAAUUAACAAAAAACUUAUUGUCACGUUUGACUAAGUACUCUUAGUCUUAGCAUUUCUACUGUUCUUUUUUUUCUAGCGAAUCUGGUUGGCAGACGUUAUUUAUAACGCGUUGUUAAAGUUGCCUUUCUGCAGAAAAACAGGCGUCUGACAAGUCUGAUGCGGCAGCAGGCACGACAUGAAUUCAUGAUGACAAUUCGAACAGUCAGUCGGCAUCUGUCGUAAUGAGAGAGUAACCACUGGUUACUCUUGUUGGCAGUAUUACCUCUACAGGAUCUUGACCAGACCUAUCACUCCAGCUACCUAUGCCUCCUCAAUCAACACUUGAUCAACAUGUCUGAAGUAUUGAUAUCCAUUCGCAACUGCUGUGAUCACCUAGAUUCAGACAAGGUCACCGAAAGGAAGAAAUAUAUUGAAUCCUUGAGGCGGGAGCUGAAUCGGCCAUUGGUGCAGCGUCAGUUGGAUCGGAACACCGAUGAGGGGCGUGGCUUCACUUGGGAUUCAGCUUUCAAAGCUGUGAGCGCUUACAUGCUGAAGGAGGCGGAGUAUCUUAAGAAGAACAAAGGAGCUUCAAGUACCAGCAUCAAUACGAGGGAUCGCAAGAAGCAAGAAGUCGGCGCUGUUUUGAAGUGGUUUGUCCGCAUAGCAAACCAACGUGGUAAACGUCUGGGGUGUGCCGGCGUGGUCGAACACGUGCUGGCAUUGAUGAAGGAUGAAUUCACGGCGACCGCAUUUGGAGUCGACUGCUGCAGCGUGCUGCAGAAGGACCUGCUGCGGAGUCGCACCUAUUACUGCGAGCUGACGCCGUCAACCUGGCAUGAUCUUCUGAUUCAGUUCUGCAAGGCCUUGCACAGUCCCAUUCCAGGGCUGAGCCAAGACCACCUCUCAAGGAUUGUGAAGUCCGUCUUGGCUGGUGCCGUGGUGCAGAGCAACAUUCGUCGGUCGUCCAUGUUCAGUUUCUUCACUCGGAUGGUUGGUAAACUUAGGUCAGAACGGAGUGCCACAGUCAUAGAGAAUAUUGUAGUGGCACUGAACACGUUCUCUCUGACCGUGGCCAGCGACUGUCGGAAACAGCUCUGCAAGCUGGGCGAGGAUUCUAUGAGCAACCUGCUGCACGUGUGGAAGAACAACUCGGCCACCACUGUCAAGGAUGAAGUUGUUGUUUUCCUACGGCUUCAGCUGAGGCUGCACCACCCCCAGGGGGUUUUGCAGGAAGGGAAGGGGGCAUAUGCUGCUGACCUUACCAUCUGGAAGAGCCACUUGCAGCAACUUUAUGAGUUGAUCUUUGAUGAGUGGAGACACGCGGGAUCUCGGAUGAAACUGAAGGCUACAGGAAGCCGAGAAGUUAUCUUCAAGGCUGCCUUAGUGGACUUAGCCGCUGAUGUCUGUCAUCAGGUGUUCUCUGCAAGUUACGCUGCAGUGGAUGUGAACCAGGUCAUUUCAGAUUCUAGCCAGUCGCCUGGCAGCUCGCGGUCCUUCCCUCAGGGUGGAGGGGGAGCCAAACGCCGCAAAGUGGAACCGGGCUGGUCUGUGCUGCAAGACAUGGUGGCCACUCAGGGGCGGAGUGCCAACGUGACUCCCUGGCUGCAAUUACUGAGGACACUCUUGCACAAGUAUCCUAACAGCCUGCCCGAGGACCAGCUCCAGCCGUUAGUGUCCACAUUGCAACAAGUACAGGCCGAGUCAAAGAGAGCAGAGAUACAGACCUGGAUAUUGCAGACUCUGCAGGCGCUGGCCCUGUGCCAGUGCGAGCACAGGAACUUACCCUCUGGAUUGAGAAUGGCAUUGCACACUGAAUGGACCAAAGUCUGGUCAUGUGCAAUCAGAACCAUCAGCCUGCACACAACAGAGUCACAUGGAUUUGACCUUUUGACCUGUCUGCUGCAUUGUGGGAUAGUCAAUCCAGAUAGGGAACACUGGAGGCUGUUUAUCGCUGACUCAACGCCUCCAACCAGCCAUUCCGUCCAGUUUCUGGCAACUUAUCUCAGACAUCAUUCACUGCCGGAGAACCAUGUUUGCCAGGGGAGCAGCAUCAUAGGCUCCACAUCAGCCGUCACUAAGGGUAACCACCCAUUAAGACACCAGUUGCUGAGCUGGCUGCUGCCAGCAGAGGACCAAGAUGAGUCUGGAGAGAGACUACACCUUGUAAAGCUUCUGAAGUGCCUUCCAACAACUCUGGCUGCCUAUGUAUUGGGUGCACUUACCCAGCGCACCACACACAACGUACCCCACGUCACACCCUACACCAGAAGCCCAGCAGCUACCGUCGACAACAUGGAGCAAACACUCCAAGAUGUAGAGAUGUUGCACCUUAGGUCCUCCUUUGAUUUCUCAGUGGAGGAACCAUUGAAGUGCAAGAGCAUCGUGGAGAGACCUGCGGUUGGGUCCUCCAGCGUGGUGUCAAGUGUGAAGCAAAGCCUGAUGCAAGGAUUGGAAAGAGUCGGGGUGCAGGUGCUAGACUUUAACAGCAGUGAGGCUACGUGUGGAGAAGCAUUGAUCCACUAUGCCAACUUACUCUGCAAGACACUUGCCGUCUUGCUAGAACUUGGCGUGCUCUCAGAAGAAGAGGUAGCACAUUCAAAACUCGGGGAUAGUUUGAAGACAUUGCUGAAGAGAGUGACCGCAGCACUGGGCAACCUUUGGCGUAAGAGUGACGCAGCCGCCGAUGGCAAGGCCAAACUCCAGUCGCUGUCGUCUCUUGUCCUGGCCUUAGAGGGAAUGCUAACCUGGGACCAUUCUCUUGCCGGUCAGGUGGCUCAGGGAUCGGUGAGCUGGGUGGCAGAAAUGUGCCGGUCCAUCACACCAAGGGACCUGUUGAACGCCCUGUUCGAAAUCGUCGAGAAAAAGGGCAAAAGUAGUACUUCCACCAAAGGUUCCUCAUCCAAGACGCCCUCCAAGGAUCCCUUUCACGAUGACUUCAUGGAUACUAAAUGCGACGACGAGUUUGAAGGGAACGGCAAAGAUGACUUCGAUGAGAACAGCAACCUCAGUGAGGAGAGUGCCACCCACAAAGGUUGCCAGAGUCUUCUUUCGUUCGAUGCAUUGAGUGAAUCAGAACAUCUCGCCCUGAGGGCAGCUCAACUUCUCUGCUCCUGGGCCUUCACUGGAACAAGUCCUGAAGGUCAAAGGUCAAGCAAAGGUCACUCAACACUAAGCACAGCUGAUGUACAGGGCAAGCUACUGGAGGUCUUGGAGCAAGAGGAAUUUGAUGCCUUUGCAGCUUUUGAUGUGCAGCUGUUCUUCACUAUCGCGGAAGCCUUCAUAACAUCAAGUGAGAAACAAGAUGAAAUCCUGUCUCGUCUGCUAUAUGUAUUGCGGACAGUAGCAUCGGCCAAUCGGAAGGACCUAGAGCUGUGUGCUUCAGUCCUCAGUCUUCUAUCCAGGUUGAUACCAUUCCUCCAGAGCGACACACCUGUCGUCUCCACAGAUCUGAAAGAGUCUAGGGAUGUGACGCUGUGUCUCUUAGCUGCCUUUUGGAAGCUUCGUCUUCGGCAGGAGGGCGUGUACACGGCCCCAGUGUGUCUGGCCAUCGCCAAGUGCAUGCAUGCACUCAUCGUCAUCGACCCCACCGGAGAGUGGACCAUUCUGAAGUCAAAGAAGAGCAGGGAGAGAGGUCAGGGAGACAACGACCCGACCGUGUCAGGGGAAUUCUGCUCGCUGCUGACGGACAGUAGCCACACCGUGAGAAUAUUCAUGGCCUCGGCUAUCCAGUGCUUGUUUUGCAGCGAUGGAAAACCGUUCACCAAAGAAGUUCAGAACCAGUCAUUCGACACAGUUUAUCAGAUGGUGCAACGUGCUAUGGAACUUCAGGGGCGACUGAGCACCGACGAGCGGACAGAUGAAUCGGCCAAUCGCACGGCUAGUUUGCUGACCAGUCUGUCCACCGUGGCUCGCUGCAGCCCGGCCUGCGAGAAGAAGACCGUCUUUGCCUUGAUGCAGGCAAUCCAGCUCAAUGGCAUCGAGAUUUCCCUCAUGAAGAAGGUUUUGCAGAGCAUAUCGGUCAGCCUCCAUUACAGCUCAGUCACCGUCUUUCUAGAGUCGCAUCUGAGCUACCUCAUUCACCAGUGGCUUGCAGAGAAGUACGUUCUCCCACAAUUUCCUCAUCAGCUCCUGGCAUGCUCGACUGAGGUAGACUUCUAUCGGAAGUACCACAGGGUGGUCAUCCCCCACCUGGUCUCCAUGCAGAGCCUGGACGCCAUUCAUGACAUCGCUGGUGCCCUUGACACGGACUGGAUUGAGCUGCUGAAGGGCACCUUCCCACAAUCCAUUGCUCACAUCCUGCCCCUGUUUGGACACACGAGGUUAGCAGAGGAGGACACUGAAAGCGAAGAAUACCGGGAGAGGCGUAUCAGGGCAGUGUCGUGCUUCAAUGCCCUCGAGAACACCUUGGGAAAGGAAACUAUCGACAAUAUGAUUCAAGUCCACCUAGACAGCAUUGUGGUAGAGUUGCUGGCUAUGUUGUAUGAGCCCCACACAGACGACAGCGACAUGGCUCGGUUCACAAGUGCCACCGAUCCAGAACCCAACCCCCCAUUCUUCACGACCUACACCGUCAAGGCCACCCUGGACUACCUGACCAACUGCCACGCUGGGAGCAGGGCCCUCACACUGGUCUCUCUGCUUGCCAAGACGCAGGACAGCAUCCAGAAGAUUCUCCUUGCUCUCCACAUCCGUAUUUCCAAGUCUCACCGAGCCCAUGAGAAGCACCGAAUGGUCCUGGCCUAUCGCCUCUUCGUUUCCCUUCUCCUGGCCGAGCUGUCCAGCGGCUUGGGUGGCUCCUGGGCCAUGGUCCUCCAAGACAUCAUCUACACUUUGGUCCACACCAUCCGGGAGGGGACAGAGACUGGAGAAAGGGAGGGGUUUUGCCUGGCCUGGCCCUGUAUCGACCUGUUGCGUGCUGUCUGCGUCACAGGACUGGAAAACUGUCAUGAGGAGCUAGGGAAACAUCUACAUGUUAUCAUGGGCACAUUGGUGCCUUUGGUGGAGAAACAAGACAGAGUUGCCGAUGAGGCGCUGUCGCUGAUCAACCUGCUUGUGAUAGACAAUUCGGCCAGCCUCUCCAGUGCGCUGAAGUAUCUGGACCCCCUUCCUGAUUCACCUCGACUCGCCCGAGCAAAGGCAGCCCAGAGAUCCAGCAAGUACGUCGGAGGAGAGUUCACUUUAAUGGAGGAAGUGAACCAUUUCCUGAUGGUUGGCAGUCAGCAGGGAGGUACAUUAAGGGUGGAAGGGCUGAAACAUCUACAUCACCAACUGGCGACGAGGAAGGAAGAAUUGUCCGUCAUGGUCCAACAGUGCGCAGAGGGCUCCGAUAGGACAAUUAUCCAACUCAUCACAGAGCUGGUAGAUUUGAGCGGGACAAAAGAUGGCCACCUUGAUUCUCAGGAUGACAUGGCACAAGCUGUGAAGGAAGAAGCAGCACGUUGCCUUGGCGACAUAGGAGCACCAAACCUAUCCACGGUGGCUCUGCAGUGUGAGGAAACCGAACGGAAUGCAAGCUUCGCAACAGCACUAAGAGCAUUUGCCAAGGCCCCGGACAUGUCCAGAUAUGUCGUCAUCGUCCAUCUGCUGAAAGAUUACCUGACGGACCCGAAUGUUGAUACGGUAGAGGCUGCAGCUGACUGCUUGAAGACCAUCCUAGCAACGACCUCAGGUCAACGUUGCUCUGAUAAGUACAAAGAGAAAAACAUAGACAAGCUGUUUUGCUAUUUGCAUCCAUUCCGACCAAGUAAAAAGAAGGCCACCAGCAAGCAAGCUCCACGCUGUUCCCGUGCCUCCUUUACACAGACCAUUGGCGAUCCGUCUCUGUGGCAACCAGCAGGGGGUAACCACGGCGACUGGGUGAGGAGCCUGACGGUAGCCCUGAUCCAAAGUGGUGGGUUGCAGGACGAGAUCUUGCAGUUGUUGGAACCCAUUUGUAAAGUGAAGGUGGAGUUUGCUGAGAAGAUUCUCCCAUAUCUCAUCCAUGAUAUUCUGAGCACCAGCAACGACCUCUACAGACAGAUCUUGUCAGAGCGCAUACAAGCAGUGUUUGCUGGACACUGCGACAGCACCAGCAGCAGUCGAGCGACGACACCCAUUCCUUUUGCAGAUGUGUCUUCCAGUCAGCUGCGUCAAAGGUCAUUACAAAUACUGCUUGAUGUGAUGCACUACUUAAGGACACAGGAGAGACCAACACAAAGCCGCACCAAGAGCACAGCUUGGGACAACAAUUUCUGGCUUGACGUGAACUACUUGCUGGCAGCCAAAGCAGCUCAGAAUUGCAGAGCGCACUUCACGUGUCUCCUGUUCACUGAAAUAUGGUGUGAUGUACAGAGGUCUCGCCAGGGCUCGUCUGCUGGUGAUGGGUCAGGCGUCCAGACCCUCAUCCAGCCGUCUGGCAUCGACACCCUCAGUUCACUGUCCAGCCAGUCCGACAUUAACGUCCAGAGUCUUCUCCUGGAAGCGUACAGCAGCAUCGGCGAGCCGGACGGGGUGUAUGGAUGCGGGGCAGGACGACUGACCGAUACGUACGCAAGAAUCCACACUUACGAACACGAAGGAAACUGGAGUAAAGCUCUCAGUGCGUACGAUCUCAAACUGCACUCCAAAUCGUUUCAGACCGGCAAACAGGAGGUUGGGGUCUUGCAGGCCAUGCAGAAUCUGGGUCUCAGCCACAUCUUGACGGUGUACCUCCAAGGUCUUAGAUCGGAGGAGGUGGCAUUUGGUCCAGAGAUGGCACAGUUCCAGUACGAGGCUGCCUGGAGAAAUGCAUUGUGGGAUAUGGAGCUUGACAACAGGAACCAGACCAAUUCCAGUGGCUACCAUCAGUCUCUGUUCACCGCUUUGUCUUGCCUGCGGGAUGGAGAGUCUGAGUCCUUCACUGGGGCCCUGCAACAGGCACGACUGGACACCCUGCACCAGUUGAGCCAUGUCAGCAUUGAGAGCGCCUACAGUGUGUACCCAAUGUUAUCCAGGUUACAGGGCCUGGUGGAGCUGGAAGAUUUUGGCAGCAUGAUGCUCAGCAAACAGCAGCCAAAUUCUGUCCUCCGAAGCUGGAAUGCACAGCUGGCCCUUAUGGACAACGAUUUUGAAUUUGCCGAGCCCACUCUUGUCCUCCGAACGGUCCUUCUUCAACUCUUACUGGAGCAGUGCAACACAAACAAUCAUGCCCAAGCUUACGAGGGGUUAGUUGCUCAUCUCAAGAUCCAAACAGAAAUAGCAAGAAAAGCUGAAAGCUUCCAGAUCGCAGAAAAGGCUUUGGCCACCUUACAGGCCUUGGACAGGCCGGCCGAGCUCCAGACUAAUCACUCCUGGUGGCGGCUGAUUGAAGAGGCUAAGGUGUACUGGACUCGCAAUGAAAAGACAACCGCCAUGCACCUCAUGAGAGCACUACUUGACAAGAUUAGUAGGGUUUCCACAGAGGACCCCAUUGGAGAAUCACUUCAUCCCGAGGUGCUGACCAUAUAUGGCAAUUGGCAGGCCGAGACUAACUCUGACAGUCCCAACGUCAUCAUUGAGCAGUACUUUGAGAGGGCGGUGGAGAUGUAUGACCUCAGAGAUGACACCAGCCUGCCAGCGAUCGAGUCCCAGCUGUCGCUGGCCCGAUUCGCCGACUCCCAGUACCAGAACAUCGUGAAUUACAUGAAGUCCAGCGAGUACGAAGACAAGCAGGCACUGAUGAAGCAAGCGAAGAAGGAAUACGAAGAACUGCACGCCAUGGGUGAUAGGAUCAGUCGAUAUGCCAGAACUCUAAAGAAGCAAUCGGAGAUUGAUGAGAGGGAGUUGGAUUCCAUGAUGCAAGACAGGGAGAAUUUCCUGCAGAAGGCCGUCGAGUGCUACCUGAAGUGUCUGGAAUUCGGCACGUCGGACCACGACUUGAGGGUCUUCAGGGUGUGCUCGUUGUGGUUCGAGAACUCCAGUGAGGAUGACAUUAACAAACUCGUUCAGGAUUCUUUCGAACGUAUUGAAAGCCGAAAAUUGCUUCCGUUGCUAUAUCAACUGGCUGCUCGAAUGACCACCAGAACUCAAGAUAAGCAACUCUUCUAUGACGUCCUGAAUGAGCUGAUCGAGAAGACUGCACGAGACCAUCCCCACCACGCCCUCCCCAUUAUUCUGGCCCUUGCUAAUGCCAACAAAGAUGCUGUCAUCACCUCCAGGAGAACCGGUCGGCUCGCUCGCGCCAACUCGAUGAGAGACGACGCAAGCCAUGCUGAUGAAUCUCGAAUGCAAGCAGCCCGGCGAAUGCUAGUUAGGCUGAGAUCAACACACUGUAACCAAAUCAUAGCAGACCUGGAGAAACUUUCCGAUGCUUACAUUGAGUUGGCUUAUUGGGACGUCUCGGACCGCAAGAAAGAAACGGGCCCCGUUAAGCUUGCCCCCAACCAACCUUUGACCCAGCUGAGGCAUCUAGAGCAUGUCGCCAUGCCGACCAUGGAGAUCCCUGUGGAUGCAUCCUGUCGCUAUGAAAACAUCGUCUCGAUUGAUCAUUUUGAGGAUACCUUUAAGUUGGCAGGAGGCGUCAACCUUCCAAAGAUCAUCACUUGUGUCGGGUCAGACGGCAUCAAAAGACGGCAACUUGUCAAAGGCAAGGAUGACCUCAGGCAGGAUGCCGUCAUGCAGCAAGUCUUUGCAUUGGUUAACAGACUCCUCCAACGAAACCAAGAAACAAGGAAAAGAAGAUUGCGAAUCCGAAGAUACAAAAUUGUGCCUCUUUCCCAGCGUAGUGGUCUGUUGGAGUGGUGCGAGGGCACCAUGCCACUGGGAGAGUAUCUUAUUGGUAAUCAGAGGACGGACUUUGGGGCUCACAGGCGUUACCGACCACAGGACAGCUCGUCCAUGGAAUGCCGGAAGAAGAUGGCGAUGGCGCACAGCAGCAGCGAGCAGGGCAAGAAAUACAGGGAAUACCUGGAGGUCAUGAAGAAAUUCCAGCCUGUCUUCCGUCACUUCUUUCUGGAGAAGUUUCCUGAUCCUGCCGUGUGGCUGGAACGGAGACUAGCCUACACCAGAAGUGUAGCCACCUCUUCCAUUGUUGGAUAUGUCGUCGGCCUUGGGGACAGACAUGUCCAGAAUAUCCUGAUUGAUUGCAAUCAGGCUGAGCUGGUCCACAUCGAUCUGGGCGUUGCAUUUGAGCAGGGGCGAAUUCUGCCCACACCGGAGACUGUCCCAUUCAGACUGACCAGAGACGUAGUGGACGGGAUGGGCGUAGCUGGCGUGGAGGGGGUCUUCAGAAGAUGCUGUGAAAAAACCAUGGUGGUAAUGCACAACUCCCAGGAGGCUUUGCUAACCAUUCUGCAGGUUCUCCUGUACGAUCCAUUGUACGUCUGGACCAUGUCCCCCCAGAAGGCCAUGGCCCUGCAACAGCGGCGGGAUCGCAACGACCCGGACGCCUCUGAGCUGAACGCCACAACGUCCGCCGACCUGACGGACGGCGAGGCUGGGUUCAAAGGUCAGGACAGCAGCGAGGGCACAGAGGUCAACAAAGUCGCUGAGCGGGUUGUGCUGCGGCUUCGGCAGAAGCUGCAGGGGGUGGAGGAGGGCGUGGCCAUGAGCGUCAAGGGGCAGGUCAACCGGCUGAUCCAGGAGGCUCGAGACCCCAAGAAUCUCUGUCGGCUGUUCCCUGGCUGGCAACCCUGGAUAUAACCAUGUGUCAGGGUCAAAGGUGAAUCAGAAACAAAAGAAUUUUGUUUCUCCUCAAAACUGUCAUCAUAUCAGUUACUCUUCUUUCUAACGAAAGUUCUAAAAUUCACCGGUUGGAAUUUUGCUGAUUGGUUUAUUUAUGGAAAGGCAAACCUUCAGGUUGAAGAAAUUGAUGAACUGACGAGAAUGCAUCCAAUUAUCGGAUUCUUGAAAGACACUGAAGUUCUAAAGUAAGUUGAUUCUGUUUUGAAAGUGCUUUUUUUCCUAGCGAAACAUCAAAAUUGUCUUCAAAUUUAAGCAAAGUGCAAGAUUUCUGACACAAGAAAAUCAUUGAAUUAGUGGUCAUGGCACACAGGUGCUUUGUAUUCAAAUGUUACAAUGACGUUUCUGAAAAUCAAGAAAAUUCCAGUGACUAUAUUCAUUAUAUUCUCAUUUAAAUGGAAAGAUCAAUUAAACAUUAUGCAAAUGUAUGGCAACCCAGAAAAGCCAUAUACAGCUUACCGUUCUGCAAUAAAUUUCCUUUCAAGUAAUCUUUUUUUUUUUUACACUCGUGUACUCAGAUAACAGAUAUUUUGCAUUUCCUCAGUGCUGCUAGUUGACAAGAUAUCUGUGCAACAUUCUCUGGUCGAUCACAGAAAAUAAUUCUCCCAACAUGUUUGCCUUUAAACAAAAUAGAACCGAAAGAACAGAUCCUUUUUAUUUGAGAAUUUGUAAAAUAUCAGUUGGUAAAUGAUGAGAAAAGUGACAAAAUCGUCCAUUCCAUACUUGAAUAACAGUUAUAAUGCUGUCUUGUGCCCCACUUAAAAGAGAAAUUAUGGAAAUUUAUCAUCAAAUUCUGUCACAAAAUCACAGGUAUAAAGGUGUUCGAAACAAGUCUUGAAGCAUUCUGAAAUAUUGGCGAGAGAUAGAUGACACGGGAGCACUGAAAAUUCUCUCUGUCAGUGUCACUUUGACGUUUUUACAAAAUUGUGGGCCCUGUGUAUUGAGCAGUUGCCGACAUACAAACGCAAGAUUUAACCAUGCUCCCUGUUUCUUCAAUUUCUACUGUCCAAGCGACGCGUGUUCGUAUUCUUUGCUAUUUCUGUACCCAGAGAUGCCAUAACUGCCAAAAUAAAUGCUUACUUGAAAAAUA
This is a messenger RNA of Acanthaster planci (crown-of-thorns starfish), 10821 nucleotides long. RefSeq names its product serine-protein kinase ATM-like. The record is from RefSeq and is a predicted model, not a curated record. Gene Ontology annotation, biological process: DNA repair. Gene Ontology annotation, molecular function: protein serine/threonine kinase activity; protein binding. NCBI's taxonomy places the organism in Eukaryota, Metazoa, Echinodermata, Asteroidea, Valvatida, Acanthasteridae.